This is a messenger RNA of Octopus bimaculoides (California two-spot octopus), 3856 nucleotides long. RefSeq names its product coatomer subunit beta'. Lineage: Eukaryota; Metazoa; Mollusca; Cephalopoda; Octopoda; Octopodidae. Gene Ontology annotation, cellular component: COPI vesicle coat. Gene Ontology annotation, biological process: intracellular protein transport; intra-Golgi vesicle-mediated transport; endoplasmic reticulum to Golgi vesicle-mediated transport. The record is from RefSeq and is a predicted model, not a curated record. Gene Ontology annotation, molecular function: structural molecule activity; protein binding.
CCUGUUCCGGUCUAGAGUCAUAAUAGCCACGUAGGGUGGAGUGACAACUCUACGGUGAACUUCUACUCUUUUACAAAUAUAUCCUCUUAGAAAUAUAAUAUAUAUUUAUCAACAUAGAAGUAUAUUGCAUACCUUCCGUACACUCUGGCUCCCGGCAUAUACACUAAAUAAUGCCUCUUCGUUUGGAUAUAAAAAGAAAGUUGUCAGCACGGUCUGAUCGUGUGAAAUCUGUAGACCUACACUCGUCAGAGCCAUGGAUGUUGGCCAGCCUGUACAAUGGCAAUGUUCAUAUUUGGAAUCUGGAAUCACAGCAACUAAUUAAAUCUUUUGAGAUCUGUGAUCUUCCCGUGAGAGCUGCAAGGUUUGUGUCCCGCAAGAACUGGAUUAUUACAGGAUCUGAUGACAUGCAUAUCCGUGUUUUCAACUACAACACAUUGGAGAGAGUGUUCCAGUUUGAAGCACAUUCGGACUAUGUUCGUACCAUUGCAGUGCAUCCCACUCAACCAUACAUCCUGACAAGCAGCGAUGACAUGUUAAUCAAGCUGUGGGACUGGGAGAAGAAAUGGGCAUGUACCCAGGUAUUUGAGGGACAUACCCACUACGUCAUGCAAAUUGUCAUUAACCCUAAGGACAAUAAUACGUUUGCCAGUGCUUCCCUUGACAGAACGGUUAAGGUGUGGCAGCUGGGAUCGUCAACACCAAAUUUUACCUUGGAGGGUCACGAGAAAGGAGUCAACUGCGUAGACUAUUAUUCCGGUGGUGAUAAACCAUAUCUGAUAUCUGGAGCUGAUGACAGACUGGUCAAGAUCUGGGACUACCAGAACAAAACUUGUGUACAGACCCUGGAGGGUCAUGCCCAGAAUCUGUCGGCUGUUGCGUUUCAUCCAGAGUUGCCCAUCAUUUUGACUGGUUCCGAAGAUGGAACUGUCAGGAUAUGGCACGCCAACACUUACCGCCUCGAGAGUACACUGAAUUAUGGAUUGGAAAGAGUUUGGACUAUUGCCUGUCAGAAGGGAUCAAACAACGUUGCUCUUGGUUACGAUGAAGGAAGCAUCAUCAUAAAGCUUGGCCGUGAAGAACCAGCCAUGACCAUGGAUGUCAACGGUAAAAUCAUUUGGGCAAAACACUCGGAGAUCCAGCAAGCGAACAUCAAGACCAUUGGGGACCAAGAAAUCCGGGAUGGCGAAAGAUUGCCCCUCGCAGUGAAGGACAUGGGCAGUUGUGAGGUUUAUCCACAGAGCAUACAACACAACCCUAAUGGCAGAUUUGUGGUGGUGUGUGGCGAUGGAGAGUACAUUAUCUACACAGCAAUGGCACUGAGGAACAAGAGUUUCGGUCCUGCACAGGAAUUUGUGUGGAGCAAUGAUUCCGCUGUCUAUGCCAUCCGAGAGAGUAACAGUUUGGUGAAGAUCUCCAAGAACUUCAAGGAGCAGAAGACAUUCAAACCUGAUUUUGGUGCAGAAGGUAUCUAUGGUGGCCAUCUACUCGGAGUACGUUCUGUUAGUGGUUUAGCUUUUUAUGACUGGGAAACAACAGACCUUAUUAGAAGAAUCGAAAUAACACCAAAACAUAUCUACUGGAGUGACAAUGGAGAAUUGGUGUGUAUCUCUACUGAGCAGUCAUUCUUCAUCCUUAAGUACUCAGCUGAGGCAUUUGAGAAGGCUAAGGAUACUAAGGAAGGGGUCACUGAAGACGGUAUUGAGGAAGCUUUUGAUGGUUUCAAAUCUCAAGCUCUUGCAGUGACCUGUGACCCUGAACAUAAAUUUGAACUGGCUUUACAACUGGGUGACCUCCGAGUGGCCUAUCAACUUGCGAAAGAAGCUGAGUCUGAGCAGAAAUGGAAACUUCUUGCUGAGCUGGCUAUCAACAAGUGUGAGUUUGGACUGGCUCAAGAGUGUCUCCACCAAGCACAGGACUUUGGUGGCCUUCUCCUACUGGCUACAUCUGCUGGUAACACAGACAUGGUCCUUCGUCUUGGUCAAACAGCAGAGAAAGCCUCACAGAAUAAUGUUGCAUUCCUCUCUUACUUUGCUCUUGGAAAACUUGAUGAAUGUUUAGAAGUCCUCAUCAACACCAACCGUCUGCCCGAAGCUGCCUUCUUUGCCAGGACAUAUCUACCAAGCCAGAUAUCACGGAAUCUAGGCAUAUUUGAAUUCAAAGGUCCUUCGUCAGCAUUAGCUCAUAUUCGAUUGAACUCUGAAAGGAACCCCGUGGAAGAAAUGCUGAAAGCCGAAGCGGAAGGGAAGUUUGUGUACAAACCAAGUGACGAGGACAAGAGCAGCGAUCCGACAGAAGAGGACUUUACGUACAACGAAGCAGAGGUGGUAUGUGACACUGGCAUCUCCGACGACGACACCAACCGUCGUUUCGGACAGGACAACCACCAACAACCACUAUUACAACCACUACAACCACAACAACAACAACAACAACCACCACUACCACCACUGCCAAAACAAGUAGAAAAGGAAGCAGCAGCAGCUGAAACAGUGACAACUCUUCCUGCUGCUCCUCCUGCCGCUCUUCCUACUCCAGCGUCACCCUCACCCUCACCCUCACCCAAUUCUUAUUUGAAACCUUCACUUCUGACUAAUAUUCUACGGACACUGAAGGUGUCUACGUGUGUUUUUGUGUCGAAUUUUAAGCAUCAAGAGCUCCAUGAUAAAGACAACAUCGCCCAUCAUACUGAAAGUGAAGCAGCAUCAACAGAAAUAUCUGUAGACUCAAUAUUGUCAAAACAAGCUGUGUCAGACCUAGAAAAAGAAUUGGAAUUGGAUUUAGAGAACUUGAACCUUGAUAAUGUUGAUACUUCGGAUGUCAAUUUAGAUGAUGAUUUGUUAGAAGACUAGAGACGAGAUGACAGAACCACAGCUCUGGACUCCGAUGUUCAAACAAGCACACAUUUCUGGACUAGUUUACUGCCACUACUCACUCCACAUCACCACAAACCACAAACAUCUGCCUCAGCAUGCAACUCUGAACUCCAGCUCACCACCACCACCACCACCACACACACACUGUAGCUCAUAUCCAUAUAUUCUCUACUAGCACUCUUCCUCCCACUCUCUUCUACUCAUACUUCUGCUGUGUCACUCACUCUACAGUUGUAUAUCAUUCCAGAAGUCUUUCUUGACUGACAGAAGAUGAUUUCUUCUCCAAAUUUAAAUAUGGAUCACUUUUUUGAACUUUUAAGGACUGCAGUGGCUGCAUAGGUUACAGUGGUGGUGGCCAUGGUGAUGAUUUGUUUUUUUGUUUUUUUUUUUUGUUUUGUUUUGUUGUAGUAUAAUUAAUUUGGUCUGUUUAGCUGGAGCAAAACUGCUACAGUUUUGAUGACUUUGCAUCUGAUAACAGUGAAGAAACUUGUCAUUAUGCAUAUAUACACAUAUAUAGAUAGAUAGAUAUACAUACACAUGCACACAUACAUAUGGAGAGGAUAUGUAUAUACAUUAACAGGUAUGGAAAUAUGUGUGUGCUUCCUUAAACCGUCACAAAUAUGGCCAUGCUGGAGCAUCAUUUUCACAUGCAUACAUGUGUGAGUGUAUGUAUGUGUAUAUAUAUAUUUGUAUGCCUGUGUGUGUGUGUGUGUGUGUAUGUAUAUUUAUAUAUGUAUGAGUGUAUAUACAUAUGAAUGUAUGCCUACACACACACACUUCAUUUAGCAAGAUUGGGGGAAAUACUAAUUAUCAAAUUAUUUUGACUAAUUUGAAGAAGUCGUUUGAAAACAAAUACCUAUCAUUAUUAUUAUUAUUAUUGGGGGUAGUGGUGGUGGAUGUGAUCUUUUUGUCAUUAUUACUAUUAAUAUUAUUAUUAUUAUUACCAUCACAUUGAAAAUCCUAUUAAAGUUUCACAAAUGAAA